AAAAGACUCCACAUAAGAAUGAGGCUCUAAUUAAAAAAAUAACUAAUUGUGACAUCCAAAAGGAGAAGAAGAAGAGCGGUGAGUCGGCAAAGAUGGUAAAACACCGGCGACAGGUGGGGGUGGGCCCACAGUUCUUCAAGAUUAUAUUAUCUCCUCAUUCCUCUAAAUUACAAAUCCCAGAUGAAUUUUUAGUGAAGUAUGGGGCCGAUCUGCGAGAUGUUGUGUCCCUUGAGGUCCCAAGUGGCGCAAAAUGGGAAGUAAAAUUGCAAAACUCUAAUGGCAUGACAUGGCUGAAGGAGGGCUGGAACCAGUUUAAGGAGUACUAUUCAAUUGGUUGUGGUUACUUUUUACUCUUCAAAUAUAAUGGAAACUCUCAUUUCUCUGUCUUCAUAUUUGAUUUAAGUGCUUCCGAGAUUGAAUAUCCUUCUGGCCCAAAUGAAGAUAUGCCACCAGAGAAUGUUGUAAAUAUAGUGGGUGAUGCUAGUCACAAGAAGAAGGUAUGCAGGCCUGAGACACAGAAUAAUUCAUGUGAUGACAUCAUGAAUGAUUCUCUGAGAAACAAGACUGCAAAAGGUAUAGCACCAGAGAAUGUUGUAAAUAUAGUGGGUGAUGCUAGUCACAAGAAGAAGGCAUGCAGGCCUGAGACACAGAAUAACUCAUGUGAUGACAUCAUGAAGGAUUCUCUGAGAAACAGGACUGCAAAAGAUAUAGCUCCAGAGAAUGUUGUAAAUAUAGUGGGUGAUGCUAGUCACAAGAAGAAGGCAGGCAGGUCUGAGACACAGCAUAAUUCAUGUGAUGACAUCAUGAACGAUUCUCUGAGAAACAAGACUGCAAAAGAUAUAGCACCAGAGAAUGUUGUAAAUAUAGUGGGUGAUGCUAGUCACAAGAAGAAGGCAGGCAGGUCUGAGACACAGAAUAAUUCAUGUGAUGACAUCAUGAACGAUUCUCUGAGAAACAAGACUGCAAAAGAUAUAGCACCAGAGAAUGUUGUAAAUAUAGUGGGUGAUGCUAGUCACAAGAAGAAGGCAGGCAGGCCUGAGACACAGAAUAAUUCAUGUGAUGACAUCAUGAACGAAUCUCUGAGAAAUAAGACUGCAAAAGUUACAGAAAUAGCAGAUCACUCAUAUUCAAAACGACAAAAGUCUGGUGUUCGAGUAUUCCACCCUAACAGGGUGAAGCUUGAGAAACCAGACGUGGAGGAGGAUUUGAGUUGUGCAAUGCAAGAAGAUAAAAGGAAGGAGAUUAAGGAGAACCUUAAAAAACAAAACAUGGAGAAGAAUUUGCACUGUGCAGCAGAUAGAGGAAAUGAGGACUGCAAUGAAGUACUAGAUCCAUCAACCUUCAAGAUGACAAACACUACCAAAUGCAAUAAAAGGAAAUAUUCUAUCAGUUUGGAGGCAUCACGUUGUAGGUAUCCUUUGAGAAGUAAACAGGUGAAGCUUGAACAAUCCGAUGAAAACGGGAGUCCUUCAUAUUCUGGAAAACAAAGACCUGCCGCUUCACUAUCCUCUCCUGGUACUCAGUUAGAAAGAAAAAAGUCUAACAGGGCGAAACUUGAGAAAGCAAACUCAAAAGAGGAUUUCUGUUGUGCAGCGCCAAAAGAAAAAAAGGAGACUAACAUGGAGAAACUUGUAAAACAAGAUAGGCAACAUAAUUUAUAUGGUGAAGCAUAUAAAUUUGAAGGGCUUUGCAAUGAAGUACCAGUAAUGGAUCCCUCAGCAUCUAAGGUGACAACUACGAAUCAGCAUAGUCGAAAGAAAAUUGCUAUCAGUUUGGAUGCAUCAAAUUGUCGGUAUCCACUGCGAAACAAACAAUUAAAAGAGGUUAAGAUUGAAAAAGGAGACGUGGAAGAGAACCACAACGAAAUACCAGUGGUGGAUCCCUCAGCAACUAAGAUGACAACCACUAAUCGACAUCAUGAAAAGAAAACUAGUGCCAGUUUGGAUACGUCACGUUGUAGGUAUCCACUGCGAAGCAACCAACUGAAAGAGGUGAAGCUUGAAAAACAAAUCACGGAAGAGGAUUUGCUUUAUGUAGCACAAAAAGCAAAAAGGAAGAAGGCUAACAAUGUGAAGCUUGAGAACAGAGAUGUGGAAGAGCACUGCAAAGAAAUACCAAUGGGGGAUCCCUCAGCAACUAAGAAGACAACCACUAAUCGAGAUAAUGAAAAGAAAAUUACUACCAGUUUGGAUGCAUCACAUUGCAGGUAUCAGUUGCGAAGUAAGCAACUGAAGCUUGAACAACGGGAAGCAAGAGGAAAUAUGCAUAGUAAAACGCCAAAAAAUAUAGUAGCAGAUUCUCCAUAUUGUAAAAAACAAAAUUCUGGCCUUCCAGCACCCUCUCCCUCUCCAAGUUGUCAGCCUAUCAGGGUGAAGCUUGAAAAACAAGACAAUUUGUUUUGUGCAGCAGAAAAAGCAAAAGGGAAGGAGACUAACAAUGUGAAGCUUGAAACAGGAGAUAUGGAAGGGAAUUUGAAUAGUGCAGCUAAUAAAGGAAAGGAUUCCACAGCCUCUGAGUUGAAAAAUAAUUGGCAAGAAAAAGGUGUUACCCUCAGAGAAGCACAACUGAGGAAUGCAGUAAACUUCAAUCCUAACUUCACUGUUUCUAUGCAGCCCACUUAUGUCUCGAGAAACUUCCAAUUGGAUCUACCUGAUAACUUUUUCAAUAAAUAUAUCAAAGAGGGGGAAACCAUUGUAAAUCUACGAGUUUCUGAUGGGAGAACUUGGCGUGCAAAGUUGUUUAUUCGAGCAAAUUGUGCGAAGAUCCAAUUAUCAGAUUGGAGAGACUUUGUGCUCGGAAACAGUUUAAAAGAGCAUGACACUUGUGUCUUUGAGCUGAUUGACGCCAUUGAGCCAGUGCUAGACGUGUCAAUUUUCCGAGCCAAGACUCCCGUUUCCUGAAAGAUAGCCUCCCAUUUUGCAAGCGUGUUCUCUACUUUAGCUUUCUGUCCAUCUUGAACUUUUCUGGAAGGUGUUGAGCCUGUUAUAGACGAACAGUGAGCUCAAGGAUAUUAUGACCUUUACUUUCCUAAGAUUGAGCUUAUGUGCAGUUCUUGGGAUGAAAUUUUGUUUUUGGUUGUAUUUCUCUUUACAUCUAUUGUGGUGUCCUCUUCUUUUACUUCCUUCUAUGUCCCAAACGUACUAAGCAAUUAUCAUUAAAAACUUUACCAUGUUGGAGAAUUUCUUGACACUA
Molecule: messenger RNA, 3192 nt
Organism: Lycium barbarum (goji berry)
Lineage: Eukaryota; Viridiplantae; Streptophyta; Magnoliopsida; Solanales; Solanaceae
Exons: 8
Coding region: 93-2900 (935 amino acids)
Molecular function (GO): DNA binding
Source: RefSeq, a predicted model, not a curated record